CGGCGGGCGGGGAGAGCGGGCACCGGCCCCGGAGCGCCCUGCCCGCCCGGUGUCCUCCCGCGAGGCGGCCUCGCUUCGCUCCCUCCCUCCCUCCCCGUCGGGCGCAGUGGGGCCCGGCCGGCCGGCCAGGUAUGAAAGUCUGGAAUCCCAGAAGUCGCCAGAGCAGAGCCGUGUGGAGGUGCCACCUCCUGGGCACCAGCACCUUGGUCAAGAGAGUGGGUCAUGGCUCCCUCCUUGGCAGCGCCCUCAUGAGAAAGGCCCUUGGCCACUGCUGCAUCCCUGGGAAGUGGUCCCGCAACCAUUGGGUUGCCCUCUCCUCUGCCCUCCCUGGACAGGUUGUGCUGAUGUAAAGUUCCAGGUCUUCGUCAGAGAGGCGGGACACCUGACGGCAAGAUGAUGAAGACCACGGGGCCGGAGCCCAACCCUGCCAGCCCAGGAGCCAAAUGGGCUUGUCCUGGGCAGGAGGUGGUGGUGAAAGAGGAGCCAGGGGAGGAGCUGUGCAUCGGAUGCCCGCAAGGCCUGGCAGAGGCAGGGAGGCUGUCGCCCUCUGGUACCCGAGCAGGGACCAGGCCAGAGAUGGUGAUCAAGGAGGAGCCGGAGGACACCUCGUACAGCGCAGGCCCCUUGGGGGACAGUGACAGUGAUGGGGAGUCCAGCAGGGACAGCGCGGGUUCCUCUGACACCAAGCCUGAGGUGAUUGUGAAGAUGGAGCCGGAGGAGGACGAGGAGGAGAAGGGGGGCUUCGGCUGCUCCCCAGCCCCUGGGCCUGCUCCUCUGGUUGGCUGCUCGGAGCUGCGUCCCAAUGUGCCGCACGGGAAGGUGGGCCGGGAACCAGGCAGAAGGAGACCAGAAGGAAGUCCUUCCCAGGGUGCCUCCAAGAGGAAAUGCAGCGCAGCUCAGUGGGUGCAGAUGAGCACUCCUGGGGUUCAAGAUGCGGCGCCUGCUCCCGGAGGAUCCAGCGGCGCUGCGGAAAAGCCGGCUCUGUUAGUCUCUGGUGCGGCGGAGUCCUGCGGGCGCCCCAAGACUCAUGCUGCUGAGCGGCCCUUUGCCUGCAGCGUGUGCGGGAAGCGGUUCCAGCACCGGGGCAACCUGGUCACCCACCUGCGAGUGCACACGGGGGAGAAGCCCUUCCCCUGCGUGGAGUGCGGGAAGAGCUUCAGCCAGAAGGGGGACCUGAUGCGCCACCUGCGCAUCCACACAGGGGAGAAGCCCUUCGAGUGCACCGUCUGCAGCAAGAGCUUCUGCUCCAAGCAGACCUUUGUGCUCCACCAGCGCAUCCACACGGGGGAAAGGCCCUUCUCCUGCGCCGAGUGCGGCAAGGCCUUCAACCGCAAGGCCAACUUUGUCACCCACCAGAAGAUCCACCGGGGCGAGCGGCCCUUCGUCUGCAGCGAGUGCGGCAAGGGCUUCUGUGCCAGGAAGACCUUCGUCCUACACCAGAAGAUCCACGUGGGGGACCGGCCCUUCGGCUGCCCCGACUGCGGCAAGAGCUUCAGCCGCAACGGGGACCUAACCCGGCACCGGCGCAUCCACACUGGCGAGCGGCCCUUUGCCUGCGCCGACUGCGGGAAGCGCUUCAGCCACAAUGGGGAGCUGAUCAAGCACCAGCGCAUUCACACGGGGGAGAGGCCCUUCGCCUGCUCCGAGUGUGGGAAGAGCUUCAACCGCAAGGGCACCCUCGUCACCCACCGGCGCAUCCACACAGGCGAGCGGCCCUUUGUCUGCGGCGAGUGCAGCAAGACCUUCAACCUGAAGACCACCCUGAUGAAGCACCGGCGCAUCCACACUGGGGAGCGGCCCUUUGCCUGUCCAGAGUGCGGGAAGCGCUUCAAGUAUAAGGGGAACCUGCGGACACACCGCCUGACGCACACGGUGGCGCGCGUGUACCCAUGCACGGAGUGCGGCGUCAUCUUCAGCCAGCGGAAAGAGCUGAAGGGUCACCAGGCGGCCCACGCGGGGAACCAGUUGCUGCCCUGCUACAGGGACGAUGGAGAGAACGUGAACCCCCUCCUCCAGGUGCGCCCCCUCCUCCUCUCCUGCCCCCCACUUCCGAUGCCUCUGGAGGCCCUGAGCAAGUUCAAGCAGGAAGCCGGCUGCAAAGGCCUCAAAGUCGAGGAUGCUGAUGCCUAGGCCCCGGGGUCAGACUUGGGGGCCGGGGGGGUGCUGUGCGAUUUAUCUCCGGGACUCUGUUUUUGUGGGGAACAAGGCUCUUCCACUCCGGAGAAGCAGAGGAGCAGGACGCUGCUUGGGGGAUUCUCUGCCACAAGACGGCAGCCCCUCUUGCAAAGGGAGCCGUCCGAGCAUUUCAGAGGGGCAGUUUCCAGAUCCUUAGUGUAGCAAGCUGGCGUUAGGUGUCCCUGAGGGGAAGGGCUCUUAACAGCGGGAAGGACAACCUGCCACUGUAGCUCAAAAUCCAGAUGAGACUAAUCUUCUGAAAGAGUAAAGGCCGUAUUGUUAUCAGGAACGUUUCUUUUUUACCCUACCCAUCUCAAGGGGGGGGGGGCUUGAGCCCCUGAAAGAAACAGGAAUAGGGGGAAGCAACAUACAACAAACGUAGCCAAGUAUGGAGCAGCCUUCCCGAAAGGG
This is a messenger RNA of Candoia aspera, 2586 nucleotides long. RefSeq names its product gastrula zinc finger protein XlCGF57.1-like. Gene Ontology annotation, biological process: regulation of DNA-templated transcription. Bases 394 to 2130 code for a protein of 578 amino acids. NCBI's taxonomy places the organism in Eukaryota, Metazoa, Chordata, Lepidosauria, Squamata, Candoiidae. The record is from RefSeq and is a predicted model, not a curated record. Gene Ontology annotation, molecular function: RNA polymerase II cis-regulatory region sequence-specific DNA binding; DNA-binding transcription factor activity, RNA polymerase II-specific. The transcript has 7 exons.